AUGUCUUCCUCUUCCUCGAAGCGCCACUCUAUCCUCCCGCCCGUCGCACAAGCCGGCCCAAAGGCCCCCGUCCGCUUCUCCAGCUCCCUCGUCAUCGCCGACUCGGCCAUCCUUACGGGCGCUCACACCAUCCAGCUGCGCACCGAGAGCCUCGUCCACCCACGCGCCAAGAUCGAGUCAUUGGCUGGGGGCAUAGACAUCGGCAAGCGCUGCGUCGUACACGAGCGAACACACGUCGGGGCGCUUCCUGCCGGGGAUGCAAGGUCCGGUAGCGGCGGUGGCGGGGCCGCGGUCACCAUAAUGGACUACUGCACCGUCGAGGUCGGCUCGACGGUCGAGGCGGGCGGUACGGUCAUUGGGGAGGGCUCGAUCGUCGGUGUGGGCAGCCGGAUCGGGAGCGGUGCUGUUGUCGGGAAGGUUGGUCCUUCCCCUUCCUUCAUCCUCCAGGCUGGGUCAUGGGAAACAGAACGCGUUGAGACUACGGAAGCUGACACGGGAAACCCUCAGUACUGCACGAUCUCACCGCGCACGACCAUUGCCCCUGGCGAGACGGUCCCGGACUACACCGUCGUCUUCUCCAACGGCCUGCACCGGCGCGACAAGCGCGACGUCGUGGACAUCCGCACCAGGGCGCAGGCGAGGCAGCUCGACAUCCUGCGGAAGCUGAUCCCCAGCAACCCGGCCAAGUUUCAGUGA
Diaporthe citri is the source of this 696-nucleotide messenger RNA. RefSeq lists its product as uncharacterized. The coding region runs from base 1 to 696 and encodes 231 amino acids. Gene Ontology annotation, cellular component: dynactin complex. The transcript has a single exon. The record is from RefSeq and is a predicted model, not a curated record. Lineage: Eukaryota; Fungi; Ascomycota; Sordariomycetes; Diaporthales; Diaporthaceae. Gene Ontology annotation, biological process: mitotic spindle organization. Gene Ontology annotation, molecular function: dynein complex binding.